GAUAAUAAAACAUACACUUUGCAUUUUAAUGAAAUGAUUGCAUAUUGGUGCUCUGAUAGCGGCUUUGGACAAUAUAAACCCUUUAUAUCCUUUGAACAAUAAAAAUGGAUUUGUUUGCCAGUGUUUUAGUCUUUAUCAUUCAAUAUUUAGCUAUAGGUUAUUCUUCCACAACGACGACUAUGCCAUAUUCAGCGGCAACAUCACCAACUACAAAUGCAUCUACAAACUCAGUGUCAUCGGGAAUACAAUCAUCAACAUCGUUUGUUAACUCUUCUUUAACAUCCGUAUUACCCACGGACGUCUCACCAACCUUUUCAUCAACGACAGAAAUAUCUAAAUCAUUUUCAUUAUCAACGUCUUCUGAAUCAAGUCCACAAAACACCUCCACAUCACCUAUACUAUCGACAAAUACAUCAUCACCGAUAACACCAAUAACACCUAAAUCAUCAACAGCAUCGUCAACACCAACGACUACACUUGAAGCAUCAUCAACAGAGAGCAAUGUGUCAUUAACUCAAUCAACAAUUACAAUAUUUAAUGAUUCAUCGGUAUCACCAGAUUUAUCAACAAGCACUACGACUAUACCUUAUUUAACAACUGAGAACACGACAGCAUAUACAGAGUCAUCAACGUCAACCUCGACCAGCACAAAUUCGACAGAGACCACUAUGAUAAUAUCCAAUUCACCUACCGAGAUCACAACCACAACAACCGAGUUAACAUCAGCAAGGACACUUUCAACUGAUUCAUCGACCACAGAAACAACAUCAACCACACCUGAAGAGAACACUUCAACAGUUUCUUAUUCAUUAGCCGGAAACACUACAUUAUCGAUCAAGUCAACAACUACAUCAUCAAAAUCUUAUUCAUCAACCAUGACAACAACAUCACCAGAAUCUACAGAGAACACUGAGACAUGGACUUUCUCAAAUACCGAAAACCCUUUAUCAUCAACCGAGUCAGCAACGAACACAUUGAACGGAUCAUCGACAAUAUAUAUGACAUCUUCUGAGUCAUCUAUGAACCCAACUGAUUUAACAACAAUAGAAACGACACAAUCAACCGAGCCCACAACUACAAUUUCGAUCGAUUCAUCGACCUUAGAAACAUCAACAGAAUCUUCAGAUAACACAACUUUAACACCACAUUUUACAACAGAAACUUUUACAGAAUCUUCAGAGAGCACAAAUUCAACACCACCUUUUACAAAAGAAAAUGCAACAGAAUCUUCAGAGAACACGACAUUAACACCGCCUUUUACAACAGAAACUGCGACAGAGUCGUCUACAACACCAAUAGGUACUACAACAUCAGCACUGACAACAUCGACAUCGACGGCGACAACUUCCCAAACAGUAACAACAUCAACAACAACAACAACAAUAACAACGACAACACAAACCUCAACAGAAUCAACCAAAAGUCCCACGACAUCAACACCCACUGAAACUUCGUCGAUUUAUAUAUCGACAUCGCAAUCGUCAACAUCUACUACAGAUUUAACACCAACAUACUCAACAGAGUUAAGCACAUCAACGACACAUUCUUCGACGGCUGGUGACCUCACUUAUUCUUCAACAGCAAGUACUUCAACAGAACAACGCACGACAAUACCGACAAGUACCCGCUCGUCAACAUCAAUGAUGACUUCGACUACGAUAAAACCAGACUGUGGCAGACCACCAGAGAUUCCUUUUGGGGAUGUUUAUAUAGAAGAAAACGGAUCUGUCGCCAAAUAUGUUUGUCGUCCAGGAUAUAAAAUAUUUGGUAAUGAAUUCAUUCAUUGCAAGGCGAACGGUACAUGGGGUACGUUGUCAACAGACCAAGCAAUGUGUCUUCCAGUAGAUUGUGGUCCUCUUCGAUUAUCUAUCAAUAACAGUGAAAACACAACAUACAUUCCGAAGAAUUCAACAAAUUUUGGAAGCGUCGCCUUGAUAAAAUGCAAAGUUGGAUAUUCUUUUUCAAAUGGAAACACGAGUGCCACAUUUAUAUGUUCAGAAAAAGCAACCUGGAAUGGCAAUACAUCAAUAACAUGCUUGCCUGUAUACUGCAGACGCCCAAACGUCACGGGUCAUCUUACAAUUUUAGGUUCAAAUACUUCAUACAAAGUUGAUUCAGUCAUAGACUAUUCUUGUCGAAGCGAUUACAUAUUAGAAGGCUAUCGUUCUCGCGUAUGUCUGAAGUCUGGACAAUGGAGUGGAAGUGCACCUAAAUGCAUAAAAGCUCCAAGCAAAAUAGCAAGUCCGUGUGAAAAAAACACAGACAGCCAUGGACAGGUUUGGAAUGCAACCAAUCCAGGCGAAACACGAGUGUUCCCAUGUUCCAAAAUAAAGGAAGAUUUGUCUAAUUAUGUAACGAGAAAGUGUUCAACAGAAGGGGAGUGGUUGUUACCUCAUUACAACUGUAUUAGAAAGGCGCUAGAGGAAAUUACUGAAAGUGUAAAUAUUAUAAAAGAAAAACCGACAACCGAGACUGUAGUAAGUGUACUUGGUCAACUAUCGUCAUUAACCAAUCAAACAGAAAGCAACAAAACAUAUAGUGGUGAAUUAGAAGCUGUAACGUUAACUCUAGGGGUCAUUGCAAAUAUUAACUACACUAACAUUACCAUAAAUGACAGUCUUUCUACGUCCUUCUUUGAAACUACAAGUAACUUGUUAGAUACAAGUAAUACUGAGUCCUGGCAAGCAAGUGGUGACCAGUCGUCAACGUCGUCAGAGGCACCAUCUGGGGCGUCAAAAGUUUUAGACGUAAUUAGUAAUUUCACUGAUGCUAUUUCAAGAUCAUUUAGCCGUACUGGAGAAGUGAAGAACUUUUCAAAGACAUUUGAUAACUUAGUUUUAGAAAUAAAGAGCAGUGAGAAUUUAACGAAUAUAAAGUUUCCACCUACUGGAUCACAAAAUGCUUCUUUGGAUCUACCCGGAGCUUCUUUGACAGGAUCAACGACGUAUUCAGCCGUUUUAUACAAAAACUUAAGUGGCAUGAUGUCAAUAAAUACAGCUUUUAGUGGAAAUGACAUAGAACUCGGCUCGUCAGUUAUGUCAGUAAAGUUGGACAGAUGGACAGAAGUUGAAGGCUUCAAUAUAACGCUAACAUUCCAAAACUUUGGGACUGAUCAACAGUUAUCAGCAACAUGUAGUUACCGCAAUGCAUCAAGCGUGUUAUGGGGGAAAGAUGGGUGUACAGUGAAGCGUUCGGAUGAUAACGAAACUGUUUGUGAAUGUGAUCAUUUAACCAAUUUUGCGAUCUUAAUGAGUCCAUGGACAAAGGAGAAUGUGGAAACGGAAGCAAUACGUAUCAUAUCAAUCGUAGGCUGUUCCAUAUCCAUGUUGUGUUUGAUAAUAACGAUGCUUACACAUAUAUGCUACUGGAAGUUUGUUAAAUCCGAUCGUGUGAAGAUACUGAUGAACCUUUGCUUUGCUUUGCUGAUUUCGUACGGCCUAUUUCUCGGCGGUGUUGAUAGAACAGCAAAUGAGAAUGUCUGCACAACAAUUGCGGUAUUGCUACAGUACAUUUAUCUCGUGGUCUUUUUUCUAAUGUUGGCAGAGGCUGUAGAAAUAGCAUUUGUUGUUCUAUACGUGUUCACUACUGAAUCCAGACUAAAAUGGAUACUUCCAUUAGCUUGGUUACUGCCAGCUGUAAUAGUUGGCAUAUCUUUAGCGGUUACUCAGACAAAGGGCUAUGGAAACGAUAAAUCAUGCUGGCUUUCAGUUGAUGAUGGACUCAUAUGGGCUUUCGUAGGACCGGCCCUUUUGAUUAUUUUGGUGAAUUUUAUUCUGAUAGUGCUUGUGUUAAAAGCCAUUUUCAAGACGAAAAAUUUAUCACAGAAAUCUCUGAAGGAAAGGACCAUAGCUGGUAUUCGUUGUCUUUGUGUAUUACUUCCUCUUGUUGGCUGUACUUGGGUUAUAGGUAUAUUUUAUGUAAAAGAAGACUUGGCGUGGAUACAGUAUGUUUUUGCAGUCUGUAAUGGACUUCAGGGUUUGGCGAUAUUCAUUUUCCACUGCUUACUUAACACGCAGAUAAAGCAUGCUUACCAAAGAAAGAAGAGAAACGCAAGUUCUGGUCUGUUCACACGGUCAACUUCAAAUCCAAUCCUCAUUCCGAGGGCAAAGUCCAACUCAUCAACACAAGAAUUAUACAACAUGUACAACAGUAUCAAUGAUAGUUAUGGAGCAGAGACAACUUAUCACCUAGACAGGGAUGUUCGUGAAAGGCGUCCAGGGCCUGAAAGAAUUGAAAUGAAACAUUAUUCAGACAGACGUUACCAGUUUGAUGAAUGGUGACCUUGAAAUAUAUGACUGUCGAUAACUGCGGUGCAUGGUGAUACUAAUGAACUCUUGAAUAAUCUUAUAAUUGGAUUGGCGAUUAAGUCAAUCAUUGUCUAAGAUUGAUUACAUAUCAACAUAUUUUCGACAUUUUCAGGACAUAUGAUUCCGUGAUAUAUUGUCUGAACUGUGAAGAAAACGUGAAAUUUUAUUCUUGUUGUCAUUAUAUAAUAACUCUAAAGUAGUUUUAUUUAGUGUUUACGUCAUUUUGAAUACGUGUGUCUGUUGUAAUUAUGCAGAAUAAAGAAAACAUGAAACAAUUGUUA
This is a messenger RNA of Ruditapes philippinarum (Manila clam), 4588 nucleotides long. Its product is annotated as serine-rich adhesin for platelets-like. The transcript is spliced from 27 exons. The record is from RefSeq and is a predicted model, not a curated record. Gene Ontology annotation, cellular component: membrane. Gene Ontology annotation, molecular function: G protein-coupled receptor activity. Gene Ontology annotation, biological process: cell surface receptor signaling pathway; adenylate cyclase-activating G protein-coupled receptor signaling pathway. NCBI's taxonomy places the organism in Eukaryota, Metazoa, Mollusca, Bivalvia, Venerida, Veneridae. The coding region runs from base 105 to 4280 and encodes 1391 amino acids.